Molecule: messenger RNA, 1158 nt
Organism: Gigantopelta aegis
Lineage: Eukaryota; Metazoa; Mollusca; Gastropoda; Neomphalida; Peltospiridae
Exons: 4
Coding region: 1-1158 (385 amino acids)
Source: RefSeq, a predicted model, not a curated record
AUGAUUAAAAAUGCAUUUUCAGGGAUGAAUGGUCUUUUGUUCUUGGUCGCUGCAACAUGUCUGACUACGCCCAUAGUGAUGUCAUUUUCAAUCGGCCUGAUACCGACAGACGUUUUAGAAGAAAUGGAGAAUGAAGCAGUGUCUAGUGCAGUAUUCGCUGACGAAGUACCGCCACGGCCCGAAGAGGGACCCACUAAGGAAUAUGUUGACCAAUCUGAAAGUGAAAGUGAAAGUGACAGUAAAAAUGAAAGAAGACAACACCGAGCCAUGAUGGCUGCACAGAAAGAUGCGCUGUUUCGAAUGCCCGUGACCUAUGGCAGUUUACAGUCGGACAUCUGCGAACGGCUGCUAGACAGAAGUGAUGACGCGCAGGACUUGGAAGACACUGCAGAGGAAGGCUUCACAGGGAUGUCCAGUGAAGACGAAGACGACACGGCGAGUCUUAUGAAACUAAAGAAAACCACAAUGACAAUGUUCCGUAAAGCAUGCCGAUCAGAAAAACAGCUUCGAGAUGCAAUGAACAGAAUGAGGUCCAGCGUGAUGUCAUCUGAGGAGGAAGACAGCGAGGAAGACGGCAGUGCAAAGAAGCGGAUGCAUCAUGGGCGAGGUAUGGAUAACAUGAAGGGACAAGGUAGAGAAAGGAUGCACCAGAAAUCGAAUGGGAAAUACAGUUCCGAAGAGGCAAAUGGAGAGGCAGAGGGAGAGGGAGAGGGAGAAAUGAAAAGAAAAGGACAAAAACACAACCAGUAUGGGAAAAACAAAGAAGACAUGCGCGAGAAAAUGAAGGAAAGAAUGCAACAGAAAAAUGAGAAACACAAUUCAGAAGGAGAAGGAGAGGGAGAGGGAGAGGAAGAAAUGAACGAAGACGGAAAUAUGAAAAUGAAAGGAAAAGGACAAAAACAUAACCAGAACGGAAACAACAAAGAUGAUAUGCGCGAGAAAAUGAAGGAAAGAAUGCAACAGAAGAAUAGGAAACAGAGUUCAGAAGAGAAAGAAGGAGAAAUGAACGAAGAUGGAGAUAUGGAAAGGAAAGGAAAAGGACAAAAACAUAACCAGAACGGAAACAACAAAGAUGACAUGCGCGAGAAAAUGAAGGAAAGAAUGCAACAGAAGAAUGGGAAACAGAGUUCAGAAGAGAAAGAAGGAGAAAUGAAAUGA